AGUCAGUCAAUCAGAGGGCAAAGACUGACUGAAGAGGAAGGUCAACUCACUAGCUUUGGACCAGCGCAGUCAGCAAACCCUGCGACAAGAUAAGAAGAAAGAAAGAUCAAGAAAAGAAGGAUCAUCAACGCAUUUGUAGAAUUUCACACCAGACUGAGUGCAGAAAAGGUGAACAGCUUAGGACAGACACCGAUCACAGACAGCACUCUGGUCAGCAGCAUCCUAAUACUUACAGAUAUGACUGCCUGCGUCUUCAUUCGAGGAGCGAAAAUUGAAAGAGAAUUGGCAGAUGAUGAAAUUGAAGAGCUGAGAGAGGCAUUUAAUGAGUUUGAUAAGGAUAAAGAUGGACUGAUUAGCUGUAAGGAUCUGGGAAACCUCAUGAGAACGAUGGGUUAUAUGCCAACCGAGAUGGAACUGAUCGAGUUGGGCCAGAACAUCAACAUGAAUUUGGGAGGAAGGGUAGACUUUGAAGACUUUGUGGAGUUGAUGGCCCCAAAGCUUUUGGCAGAAACAGCAGGAAUGAUUGGUGUGAAGGAACUGCGAGAUGCUUUCAAAGAGUUUGAUAUGGAUGGGGAUGGAUCGAUCACUACAGAGGAGUUGAGAUGUGCUAUGAAUAAACUACUGGGAGAGCAUAUGAACCAUAGAGAGAUUGAUGCCGUGGUCAAAGAGGCAGACAACAAUGGUGAUGGUACAGUAGACUUUGAAGAAUUCGUGAAGAUGUUGUCGAGUUGCUGAGAAAAUCUUACAUGGUUAUGUUAUUGCAGAUGCAUAACCCCAUGCUUGCACAUAAGAAAGCAAAUGCACUAUAAACAAACACAUAAAUGGGCCUCAAAACAAGUUUUCGGAGGAUCAUAUUUGUCUAAUCCUGUCAAUCACACAUUGCAAGGUAUAUAAAUAGCUGCUUACAUCACUCCUGUGACAAUUCUUCCGGCAUCCUUCCGCCACCCCAACUACACCUUUAUUUCUAUUAAUUUCUAUUAUACUGUAUACAGUACUGUGCAAAAGGUUUAGGCACUUGUGAAAAAUGUUGCAUAGUGAGGAUUUCUUCAAAAAUAAUGCCAUAAAUAGUUUUCAUUUAUCAAUUAAUGUCACACAAAGUCCAGUAAACAUAAAAAAGCUAAAUCAAUAUUUGGUGUGACCACCUUUGCCUUUAAAACAGCCCCAAUCCUCCUAGGUACACCUGGACACAGUUUUUCUUGGUUGUUGGCAGAUAGGAUGUUCCAAGUUUCUUGGAGAAUUCACCACAGUUCUUCUAACUAUUUAGGCUGUCUCAACUGCUUCUGUCUCUUCAUGUAAUCCCAGACUGACACAAUGAUGUUCAGUGGGGGGCUUUAUGGGGGCCAUUACAUCUAUUGCAGGGCUCCCUGUUCUUCAAUUCUAAUCUUUUCUAUUUACAAAAGUAAUGUUUUGGAGUCUAAAAUGUAUUUUUCCUAUUGACACACUAAAGCUGAAGAUAUAACCAUCUUAAGACAAAUGUUUUUGUGUUUUUGCAUCUUAAGUGCCUAAAACUUUUGCACAGUACUGUAUAUAUAUAAUGAAAUAGUCCAGGGGGUAAUUUGCAGCUCGAGUCGAGUCUUCCAUUCUUAACAGCAAGUUAUAUAAGUUUACCUUCAUCUCAUUUAAGUAUUAUAUAAACAUGUGAACUUGUGAAAUAUAAUAAAAAAUGUACAGAAAUAUAUAUAUAUAUAUAUAUUUUUUUUUUUCACAAACUAUGCAAAAAUCUCAGGCUUUUAAUGCAAUACUGAGAGGACUGGAUGUUGUGCAAUAUUUCUUUGAAAUUUGAAUUUCUUAUUAAAAAAUUCCAUUGAGGUCCAAGAUCAUAA
Molecule: messenger RNA, 1823 nt
Organism: Myxocyprinus asiaticus (Chinese sucker)
Lineage: Eukaryota; Metazoa; Chordata; Actinopteri; Cypriniformes; Catostomidae
Product: calcium-binding protein 5-like
Exons: 7
Coding region: 238-735 (165 amino acids)
Molecular function (GO): calcium ion binding
Source: RefSeq, a predicted model, not a curated record